UUUGUUAAUGACAAGUCCGACUUCAGUUUUAAAUGUCGUCAAAAGUUCGAAGGUUUGGUUAAUAAUUUGCGUAAUAAAUAAUUAGUUUUAAUCCAGCUAGAUUAUAACUGAUAAGAUUUGUGUUAUUGACAAAGGAAACCAGUAGUUCGCAUCGUAACUGUUCAUACAUAACCAUAAUUAUUUCCAUUAUUUUAUACGCAUGUUUUGUGAUUUUUGAAGUUGUUUUUUUUUUUAAUUAUUAUUUGUUCCCUGUUUUUACCCCUUCGCAAAUUUGAAAGAAACAUGUUUGAUAUCUACGGAGUUUGUAUUUUGGUGCCCCUUUACACUAUUGGGUUCCUGGCUCUUGGCGCGUCGAUAACGUCGGGCAUCUUCGUGUUCCACGUCGCAGUGGUGCCACUCAUAUUUAAAUAUUCCGCGACUUUCAGAAGGAAUCUAGUCUUUGCUAAUUUUGUGCAAUGGCCCUUAAACAUAGACUUCGAGGACCCGUCCGCGAGCGGCAUAGAAGGCGCAAGAAAUCUCAACAUAGAGUACCAGUCCAAAGUUGACAACUGUUCAGUUAAGAUCGGUCUGUGGCACAUACUACCAAAAUCAGUGUACGAAAGGUUAAAAGGAAACUUCGAGAAGAAUCAAGACAAAGAGGAACUAAACAGGAUAUUAGACCAGGAACUAGCGAACUCCAAGACGCCCAUAAUGUUAUAUUGUCACGGUAACUCGAAUUCUCGUGCGGCCGAACAUAGAAUACAGUUGUAUAAAUUCUUUCAGCAAAUGGAUUUUCACACGAUAGCAUUCGAUUAUAGAGGUUACGGCGAUUCCACUAAGAUUCGACCCACCGAAAACGGCGUGGUGGAAGAUUCCCUGGUGGUGUACGAGUGGCUUCGAACCACGGUGGACAAGGGGGACCGCAAGCCGCCCAUAUUCGUGUGGGGGCAUUCGUUGGGUACAGCGAUAUCGUCACACCUGCUAGGUAACCUAAAGGAGCUUUCCACGAGCGUUCUAGAACGUUCCACGCCCCUGCCGCUCCCCAACGGGCUCAUACUCGAAGCGCCAUUCAACAACUUGCCCGAUGAAGUUGCGAAACAUCCACUAUCUAAGCUGGUGACGUGGCUGCCGUACUACGAGAGUACGUUCGUGGCGCCGUUCCGCAGCGACCGCGGCCAGCGCUUCAUGUCGGACGCACACUUGUCGCGCGCCCCGGCGCUGCCCGUGCUCAUACUGCACGCCAAGGAUGACGUCAUCGUGCCCUUCGUCGUUGGCCUUAAGCUGUACAGGUCCGUCCUGGAGUCUAGAUCGGAAGGGGGCGCUACGAUCAAACUACACGCUUACGAUAAGAGCGAAAAUCUAGGACACAAAUGGAUCUGCCACGCUAAGGAUCUGUCAGAUGUUAUUGGAGACUUUGUGCAAUGUCAUCAAUGAAUGCAUACAUCAAUAAAUAGUAAAUCGCUCAGUUAUCGAACUGAUUAGCUUAAAAGUUCUUUGGAGCUUCUUAUAAACAAGUUUCUAGCAGCUACAGACGUGUAAUGAACUCCUAAAAUAUGUGAAGCUAUCGAUAAAUCCAUAGAAAUUCGAAAGAAAUUACCUAUAAUUGAUUCAUUCGAAUAAUCUAAUUUAGGAAUCAAUAGAAAUUCGAGACGAAUCUUCGAUUUAAUUGAUUCAUUCGAAUAAUCGAUAGUAUCGAUCAUCGAUUUUAACUAUAUCGAUGAUUCACGAUGGAAACCUUUAUAUCAAAAAGUUUUAGGCUGUCUUAACUCAUUAUCAGGCUCCUAUGUCCUACUAUAGAUAAUUUGACUAAAGUAUUUUUUUUACAGUUGCUGGAAACUUUGGUUUACAAAAGCACCUUAAAGCCUAGGGAAGCUUUAUUAGAAAGUUUCUUGAUCUCAAAUAGAUCACAAUUGGGUACAUGAUAUAAACAUCAUUUAAACGCAACAAAAUUACUGUAUACUGCCAAUGUUUCGGGAAUACAACGAAUAACUCCAUCCUUUAUUGACGUCACGCAAGAUGGAUGAGUGUCAAAAACUAUGAAUGAUUUCAAUAAAAGUAAUAAUAAAAUAAUGCAAUAUCUAAUGCUGAGAAUAACAUUACUUAUUUAUUACACAAUAAUUGAUUCCUGAUUAAUACUACUGUCAAUUUGUCACCAAAAACACUUUAUUUCUGACGCAAUGUACUCCAAUUUUAGUUUUAUAGACUAGCUUUUCACCGCGACUUUCUUCGCAACACGCGCUAUUUUGCACUGCUUUUUAGGCUUUUAAACACGGCAAAGGGUUCUAAAUUGUCAUUUUCGACUAUUUCGUACAACUAAUAACAUUUUUUAUUGAACAAAACUGUUUUUUAUGUUUUAAUAGUAUUGACAAUAUUUAAUAAAUGGCUAUUAAGAUAGAAAUUAAAUAAGGUCAAUUAAAUGACAGUAUUUUCUUACUACCUAUAAUUAUUUUUGUGUAAAAUCGAUUUAAAAUUAUUCGAAUAAUCGACUCAUUCGAUUAUCGAAUGGAACCAACAAUUUACUCAAUAGUAUAUAAAAUGGUGAUAUUCGUAGGCGUAAUUAUUAUUUCUAUUUUUUUAUUUAUUAUUAUUUAUUAAGUUAAAGGGCAAUAAAAUUUAUUUCAUUAAGAA
This is a messenger RNA of Manduca sexta (tobacco hornworm), 2607 nucleotides long. Its product is annotated as lysophosphatidylserine lipase ABHD12-like. Bases 283 to 1413 code for a protein of 376 amino acids. NCBI's taxonomy places the organism in Eukaryota, Metazoa, Arthropoda, Insecta, Lepidoptera, Sphingidae. The record is from RefSeq and is a predicted model, not a curated record. Gene Ontology annotation, molecular function: monoacylglycerol lipase activity; phosphatidylcholine lysophospholipase A1 activity. Gene Ontology annotation, biological process: monoacylglycerol catabolic process; phosphatidylserine catabolic process. The transcript has 10 exons. Gene Ontology annotation, cellular component: endoplasmic reticulum membrane.